UUUUUAAUUACAUUUUUCUCUGUUACUGUACUGAACCUCUGCCUGUGUGUUCUCAGACCUCAGUCAUCAGCAGUAAACAAACACACAGAAAGACACACAACAGACAACAAAGUGAAACCUGUUUCCGCCUGUGGACAAACACACAAAUGUCUCUCAAUUACAGAGACACACACGCCUCUUUGUGAUGACACCGGUGCCUCGGGUGCAUGUCAAUGUAGACAAACUGACAAAUACAGCCCAUCAGGUGUCCCUGAAUGUGAGCGCUGGUUGUGUCUUCCUGAUGAAGUGUGGCUGUCCAUUCUGUCUCUGCUGCCUCACAGUGACCUGUGCAGAGUGCUGCAGGUCUGCAGCCGCCUGCACACACUGGCCACUGAUCACACACUCUGGAGAAAUCUGAGGAUUGCAAACUCCACCCUGACAGAACGGUGGUUACUUUGUGUGGGCAGACGACAUCCUCACAGUCUGUGUCUGUACAGCUGCAGUGGCCUGUCUCUCACCUCCUGUGGGCUGGAGAUGUUUUUCACUCUGUGUAGAAACUUUCUGGAGGAGCUCAAGGUCACAAGUUGUACUGGUCCUGGUCUCCAUGGUGACCAGAUGCUGCCUCUGAUUGGUCAGCUGUGUCACCGUGUGACCAGUGUGGAUGUGAGCUGGAGCGGAGCCACAGACACAGGAGUGAGAGCUCUGAGUAACUGCUGCCCAGAGCUGAAACUAAAAUCUAUAAUCCUGAAUGGCUGCCACGUCACUGAUGACCCACUGAUGAAACUCGUCAUGAGACACAAAGAAAGUCUGUGCAGACUGGAGGUGUUUGGCUGUCAGUUCCUCACUCCAUCCUGUCUACAGAAAGUAUAUGAGAUGUGUCCUGGCCUCCAGCACCUUAACAUUGGACAGUUGCCAAAAGUCAACGCACACAAUCUCACAGUGAUGACGUCACAACUCAAAUGUCUCAUUUCAUUAAAUCUCACUGGACUACAGGCAGUUACUGAUGCCACAGUGGAUACUUUGCUUCAGAACUGCGUUGAACUUCAGAGUCUAACCUUCAGUUCCUGUCCUGGAGUAACUGAUCUGACACUGCACAGCAUUCACAAAUACACACCUUGUAUCAGGUCUCUAGAUGUGAGCGGCUGUAAAGCAGUAACAGAUGCAGGGGUUCAGUCUCUGGCUCUGGGAUGCAGAAGACUCGAACAGCUGGAUGUCAGCUCCACUAACACAGGAAACAGAGGGGUUUCUCUGCUGGCUAAUUACUGCAGCAGGCACCUUCAUACUGUCAAACUCAGUUUCUGCCAUGUCACCUUAGAGAAUAUACUGAAGCUCUGCAGACGCUGCAGGAGGUUGAAGGUGCUCCAUCUCUACGGCUGUGCCCGUCUGCCCACUGAGCGAGAGAUCAGAGACGUUAACGCUGCUGUUAAAGUUUACCCUCUUCCCUGACUCACACACAUACAUCUGCACACAACUGGACAGAUAAACAGAACAUAUCAAAGAGCAAAACUAAACCAGUAGAUUGUCUAAAAGAGAA
This is a messenger RNA of Centropristis striata (black sea bass), 1513 nucleotides long. RefSeq names its product F-box/LRR-repeat protein 2-like. The transcript has 12 exons. Gene Ontology annotation, cellular component: SCF ubiquitin ligase complex. Gene Ontology annotation, molecular function: protein binding. Gene Ontology annotation, biological process: SCF-dependent proteasomal ubiquitin-dependent protein catabolic process. Lineage: Eukaryota; Metazoa; Chordata; Actinopteri; Perciformes; Serranidae. The record is from RefSeq and is a predicted model, not a curated record. The coding region runs from base 514 to 1425 and encodes 303 amino acids.